UAUCCGCCACCAGCUGAGCAUUGCAACAUCCAUAGCAGACAGCAGCACACUUUCCCCAAAUCUCCAGCUGAGAACCAACACCCAGCCAGAACCAUGGCCGGCGCCAAGAGACUCGCUCAGCUGGCAAAGAGGGUGGAAGCGCUCGGGAGGAAGAGGCUCACCGCGGCGGCCAAGGAAGACCAAGGAUGCUGCACCUCCGCACCGGCCAAGGGCCACUGCGUCAUGUACACGGCCGACGGGAGGCGCUUCGAGGUCCCGCUGGUGUACCUCGGCACGGGGGUCUUGGGCGAGCUCCUGAGGAUGUCCCAGGAGGAGUUUGGCUUCGCAAGUGAUGGCAAGAUCACGCUGCCCUGUGACGCCGUAGUGAUGGAGUAUGUCAUGUGCUUGCUGAGGAGGAAUGCCUCUGCCGAGGUUGAGAAGGCGGUGCUGAGCUCUAUGGUGACGCCUUGCCACUACACUGGCCGUGUGAUGCCUGUUGUUGUUGGAGCCAGCAGUCAGAUUUGCUGUCUGUAGAUGCUGAAGAACAGCAGGCUUAGACGCUGAUGAUGUCUUCUGUCUUGAGUAGUUUGCCUGGAUAGUGUACGAUAGUUAGAUAACACACAAUAGGGGAAGGAAAAUUGUAUGUAAAGCAAUGUGAUCAUCAAAGCAACAACCAGCAGGAACGUGGUC
Messenger RNA from Triticum aestivum (bread wheat), 669 nucleotides. RefSeq names its product auxin-responsive protein SAUR36-like. The record is from RefSeq and is a predicted model, not a curated record. The transcript has a single exon. Gene Ontology annotation, biological process: response to auxin. NCBI's taxonomy places the organism in Eukaryota, Viridiplantae, Streptophyta, Magnoliopsida, Poales, Poaceae. The coding region runs from base 94 to 513 and encodes 139 amino acids.